Molecule: messenger RNA, 4852 nt
Organism: Lactuca saligna
Lineage: Eukaryota; Viridiplantae; Streptophyta; Magnoliopsida; Asterales; Asteraceae
Source: the annotation of a GenBank genome assembly
CCCACAUAUUAUUAUACAACCCUUGUAUCUCCCCUCUUCUGCCAUUUUAUCAAACCCUAGCAAACAUUUAACCUCUUAUCAACAAAUUUUCAAUCAUAAUCACUUUCGUUUUGUAAGAAGCCCCUGAUUCGUCAACCUAACUUCUUUGAUUUUCCUCAGCAAACUAUGGAUUCUCAACCCAACAACUUAUACGAAACGGCGUCUCAACCCGAUACCGGCAACGAUGACGCCUACACGUUCCUGGAAUUCAACACGCAAGGCGAAGAAGACUUCAAUUACCCGGAGUUUCAAGAGCUCUCACAGCCCAAUGCCGUUCGAUCUUCACCCUCGUCAUCAGUAUGGCCCACACCGUCCGACUCUAUAUCCGUCGACACCUCCGCCGCCGUCGACCACCGCUCUGACAGCAACGCCUCCCCUGGUUCGGCAACUUCGGGAAAGGGUGGUGGUGGUAGGGGGAAUAAUAAUGUUAAUCAGCCGUCGGCGGUCGAUGCCCUUGCUGCGGGGAUGAGCGGAUUGAAUUUUGAAGAGACUGGGGAUGAUGAGAGUUAUGAGUAUGGUAAGGGGGAUUUUAUGGAGCAUGCUUGUAAGUAUUGCGGGGUGCAGAAUCCGGCGUGUGUCGUCAGGUGUAACGUGCCAUCUUGUCGGAAAUGGUUCUGUAAUUCAAGGGGGAACACUUCUGGUUCUCACAUUGUUAACCAUCUGGUUCGAGCUAAACAUAAAGAAGUGUGCCUUCAUAAAGACAGUCCUUUGGGAGAAACAAUUCUUGAAUGCUAUAACUGUGGAUGUCGAAAUGUUUUCCUUCUGGGAUUUAUUUCAGCCAAGACCGAGAGUGUGGUUGUUCUACUUUGCAGGGAACCAUGUCUAAAUGUGAAUGCACUCAAAGACAUGAAUUGGGACUUGAGUCAGUGGUGUCCACUUAUCGAUGAUAGAUGUUUCUUGCAGUGGCUUGUUAAGGUUCCAUCUGAACAGGAGCAGCUUCGGGCACGUCAUAUUAGUGCUCAGCAGAUUAAUAAGGUGGAAGAACUUUGGAAGACAAAUCCUGAUGCUACCUUGGAGGAUCUUGAGAAGCCUGGUGUAGAUGAUGAACCCCAGCCUGUAGCCUUGAAAUAUGAAGAUGCCUAUCAGUAUCAAAAUGUGUUUGCCCCACUCAUCAAACUUGAAGCUGAUUAUGAUAAAAUGAUGAAAGAAUCUCAAAGCAAAGACAACCUGACGAUUCGGUGGGAUAUUGGUCUUAACAAGAAGCGUAUUGCAUAUUUUGUUUUCCCGAAGGAAGAUAAUGAGUUACGUCUUGUACCUGGCGAUGAGUUACGACUGCGGUACUCUGGGGAUGCUGCUCAUCCAGCUUGGCAGUCAGUUGGACAUGUGAUAAAACUCACUGCACAAGAGGAGGUGGCUCUCGAGCUUCGUGCGAGUCAGGGAGUACCUGUUGAUGUGAACCAUGGUUUUAGUGUUGACUUUGUGUGGAAGAGCACAAGUUUUGACAGGAUGCAGGGUGCAAUGAAAACCUUUGCAGUGGAUGAAACAAGUGUCAGCGGGUAUAUUUACCAUCAUUUGUUAGGCCAUGAGGUUGAGUUUCAAAUGGUCCGCAAUGCAUUACCCCGCCGUUUCGGUGCACCUGGUCUUCCGGAGCUUAAUGCAUCUCAAGUUUUUGCUGUAAAAAGUGUCCUCCAGAAACCAAUAAGCUUGAUUCAAGGGCCACCGGGCACUGGGAAAACAGUCACUUCGGCAGCAAUUGUUUAUCACAUGGCCAAACAAGGCCAAGGACAGGUUCUGGUAUGUGCACCUAGCAAUGUGGCUGUAGACCAACUUGCAGAGAAGAUAAGUGCCACUGGCUUAAAGGUUGUACGACUGUGUGCUAAAUCAAGGGAAGCUGUUAGUUCACCCGUUGAGCAUUUAACCCUCCAUUAUCAGGUCCGUCAUCUUGAUACUUCUGAAAAGAGUGAACUUCACAAGCUGCAACAAUUGAAAGAUGAACAAGGGGAACUGUCCAGCAGUGAUGAGAAAAAGUAUAAAGCACUGAAGCGCGCUACAGAACGAGAGAUAUCUCAGAGUGCUGAUGUCAUCUGUUGCACAUGUGUUGGCGCUGGAGAUCCUCGGUUGGCCAAUUUUAGAUUUCGUCAGGUGCUUAUUGACGAAUCUACUCAAUCAACUGAGCCUGAGUGUCUUAUUCCUCUUGUUCUCGGGGCAAAGCAGGUUGUUCUUGUUGGUGAUCAUUGUCAGCUCGGUCCGGUUAUCAUGUGCAAAAAAGCAGCUCGUGCAGGGUUAGCUCAAUCACUAUUUGAGCGACUUGUGAUGCUUAGUGUCAAACCAAUUAGAUUGCAGGUUCAGUAUCGGAUGCAUCCAUCACUUUCAGAGUUUCCUUCCAAUAGUUUUUACGAAGGUACCCUCCAAAAUGGAGUGACAAUCAAUGAGAGGCAAUCACCAGGAAUUGAUUUUCCCUGGCCUGUGCCAAACCGUCCGAUGUUCUUUUAUGUCCAGAUGGGACAAGAAGAAAUUAGUGCUAGUGGAACCUCCUAUCUUAACAGGACUGAGGCUGCAAAUGUUGAAAAAAUAGUCACCACUUUCUUAAGGAGCGGUGUAGUUCCAAGUCAGAUAGGGGUUAUAACACCGUAUGAAGGGCAGCGUGCGUACAUUGUUAACUACAUGUCAAGAAAUGGUGCACUUAGGCAGCAACUUUACAAGGAAAUUGAGGUUGCAAGUGUCGAUUCGUUUCAAGGACGGGAAAAAGACUACAUCAUUUUGUCAUGUGUGAGAAGUAAUGAACAUCAGGGUAUUGGAUUUCUUAAUGAUCCACGCAGGCUUAAUGUUGCACUUACACGUGCUCGUUAUGGUAUUGUCAUUCUUGGAAAUCCGAAAGUUCUCAGUAAACAACCAUUAUGGAAUGGUUUACUCACACAUUAUAAGGAGCAUGAAUGUUUAGUGGAAGGUCCUUUGAACAACUUAAAGCAGAGUAUGGUGCAAUUUCAGAAGCCAAAGAAGAUAUACAACGACAGGAGGCUUUUCUAUGGUGGUGGACCUGGUAUUUCAGCUAAUGAUAACUUUGGUUCUGCUGCUGCUGCUGCUGCUUCAGGAAAUCCUGGUGCUGAUGGAAGAAACAGUCGUUCCAGGGGUGGUCCAUACAUGGGGGGAGGUGGAGCAGGUAAUGGGAGUCAUAAAGGUAGUCUUCAUCCUGCUGCAUACCCAAUGCCUCGGGUGGCUCUUCCACCAUAUCAUGGUGGUCCGCAGCCGUAUGCUAUUCCAAGCCGUGGAGUACAUGGACCGGUUGGCGCUGUUCCUCAUGUUCCGCAGCCAGGUAGUCGGGGGUUCACUGCUGGUCGGGGGAAUGCCGGUGGUGGUCCUAUUCCUAUUGGCAGCCAUCUCUCACACCAACACCAGCAGCAGCAACCUAUCGGGGUGGGGGGAUCUAAUUUCAACAAUUUUCCUUCACUAGAAAAUCCAACUAGCCAGUCAUCAGUGGGUGGUGGUCCAUUAUCUCAGCCCGGAUAUGUUUCUAAUAUGACUCAAGGGCCAGCACAAACAUUCCGUGAUGGCUUCUCGGUUGGAGGCAUGUCACAGGAUUUCUUGGGUGAUGAUUUUAAAAGCCAAGGCUCACAUGUCGCAUAUAAUGUUGCUGAAUUUUCAACACAGGCUUCUCAAGGUGGAUAUACUGUUGACUAUGGUAAUCCGGCUACCCAGGGAGGGUUUCCUGGAAGCUACUUGAACCAGAAUUCUCAAGCUGGAUAUUCUCGUUUUGGUACAGGGAACGAUUUUAUGUCUCAGGACUACAUGGGGAUGGGGGGGCAUGGUUCUCAAGGAUUGUUUACACAAGUAGGGUUCACCGAUCCAUCACAAGAUGAAAACCACUUUGGUGUGGCCCCCAACAAUUCUCUUCAGACACAGAAUAUGAUGAAUCCAUUAUACUCGCAGCCGUUUGGUCACUAUAACUCUCAACCUGUAAACAUGCAGCAACCACCUCCUCCUCCUCCUCCUCAAGGGCAAGGGCAGGGACACUACAAUGGUUGAGGAAUGAACAGGAUUCCUGCCAAGGGUUGUAGUCGUCCGGCCGCUUGACUUUUGCUGCCACUAUGUUUGACCAAACUGUAUAUCUUCUUCUACCCCUAAAAUACGAUUUAAGUUUGACCAAUAAAAGAGAUGUAUAUCAAUGAACAACAGAGGAUAUGAUGAUGAUUUUUGAUGGGAAGACAUGUGGUGGCAAAUAAUGGGUUGAGUUGAGGAAGACACAGAAAAGAAAAGAAAAGAAAAACCUCGAAAGGAAAGAAAGAGUGGGUAAAAUGAAUGUCAUAUGGCCUGGUUUUGUUGUGUGGAGGGUUUGUAUUUUUGUUGAGGAGAGGAGAGCAAAGUCGAUUGAUUGCACACAUAUAUAAAAAUAAUACACAACAGAAGAGAAAAAAGCAGGUGGUGGUGGUAUUGUAUUGUAAGGAUUUUGUACAGGCUUUCGGCUUUCGUGUUUCAUCAUCUAUCUAACCCUUGUGCGUAACAACAACCGGGACAUGUACAUGUGUCAUUACUUAUUUUAUCAAACAACCAAUAUUGCGCUAUGUUUUUUGUUUGUUGUGGGAUGGAUUUAGGUACAUGACUCUUGUGUUUUGAUUGAUAUCAUCUUAAUUCUGAGGAAUAUUGUGUACUAUAUAUAUAUAUUUCAUCCUUCAUAUGAUUGGUUUCUUAGGCUGUGAUGUGCAAACUUUUUUUUUUUGAUGAUGAUUAGAGCAUUAUGUCUUUUUCAUACAUGACAGAUUACAACAUCUUGUACUUCCUUUGAUCAAUACAUCCUUAAUGCAAAAUAUGGUGUCUAAUGUUUGUUACGCAAGAUAGAACAUGUUUGUUGUGUUGGGGAUGUGUUGGGUUGACACCG